UACAUGUUAGUUUUGUAAAGUUAAUGUAAUUUUAGAACGUGUGGAAAAUGAAACAAUCUUCUGUAACAUAAGGUGCUGGUGAAAGUGCAGUGAUCGGUCAGUGUUUGCACAUUUGAUGUUCUUUGAUGUGCUUUGGCCCCAACUACACUUAAACCACCAACAAUCAUAACGGUCAUUCCUAGCUGCGCUGCAAGUCGCCAGGCCAAGGCCGCUCAGCGGUUGAAGCCCUCAAUAAGUAAGUGUAAGCGAAAACAGGCCGGUUCUUAAUUUUCGUUCAGCCUACGGAUGGGUUCGGAACAUUCGGCGCAACUGCAGCAGCAGGCGGGUGUAGCUGACGGUGCCGGCGGAGCACUCCGGGCCGGGAGUCUUCAUCGGCAUUCGACAACGGCAACGGCCGCGUCAGGACGCGCUACCAUUGGCGGCAAUGCAUCCGGCGGCAAACUGCAGCGUGGCAAUACGAUUGCCGUGACGGGAGGGGGUGGUAUCGGGUCGGCGAGCGCUGGUAGCGUUGGAGGCGCCGGAGGCAUUCCGGACGAUGGAUACUCAACCUCGUCCGCGACACCCUCGUCGGCGUACAUCUGUGAUUCGCGCCCGGUCUCGCCACCGAUGAGCGUCUGCUCCGACUCCGACCUGCCAUACAUAUCAUACACCGACAAACCGAUCGGCGAUUCGCCCAAGCUGCGUAACAAGCAACAGGCAAAACAGGUGAAAUCGCGGCCCAACAGUGCCAUCAUCAUGAACCGCUCAUCGCAGCAGCAGCAACAGUAUCAGCACCACUAUCAGCAUCAGCAGCAUUCCCAGCCAUUCGAAAGUGGCCGCGGUGGUAGUGCGCCCAGCGGCCGCGGCAGACCGAUAUCGGCUGCGGGUGCGCACAGUAUUGUGGUGGUGAAAUCGGGCGCCGUCAAGGACGUCGGCAUCGAGAAGGACGACGAUAUCGUGCGGUUGCAGAGUGUCCCGAUGUUUCUUCCGGUGAUGCGCGGUACACUGACGCUGCCGGCCAACCGCGACCCGGACGUGCUGGAACGGCUGCAGCCCACGCACCUCAUCAACAUGUGCAGCCGGUUGCAGUCGCACUUCAACACCUGCGCCAUGCACGUCUCAUCCGAGCAGCAGCAGAUCACCAACAAAAUCAAAGAGGUGGACCAGGAAAUCUCUAGCGCGCUGGCGCAGCUGGUGCAGAAGCAGAAGCUGUACACCUCGUACGCGGAAACGUUCUCCAAGGUGCGGCAGAUUUCGCAACAGCUGACGCGCUGCAACGACAUACUCAACCAGAACAUCGAGAGUAUGGAGUAUCUGAACAAUUUGCUUAGCGUCGACGAUCGCCUGGAGCCGUUCGUGUGGAAAACCGAGUAGGGACAGUGUGUGCUACGAGUUUCAGUCCCGUUGUUGUUCGGAUGAAGGAGGACGAGCAGUAAGGAUGACACGACGGGCGCUGGGAGGUUGUUGAUGCACCCGUUAAUGAUGCGGCUGCGGUUUGUGAUGGAGCAAGAGGACCGCCUUUCCAAAACAAGCGAUGUGCCAUCGCUCGCUCUUCCCGGAGGAUAUGUUCGUCAGUCUUAGCAAUAUUUUGCCCUAUGCGCAAAUGACGGGGUUGGCAGUGUUGUCAUGCACAAGAUUACAGAUGAUUGUUCCACUCUGUGAUUUACCAACUAAAGUAUGGAGGUUGCACUUCGCUAAAGGCUAAUGCAACGGUGUCGCUGCGGUCAUUGCAAAGUGUGUGGAGUUAUGACGCCUUUGAUCGAGAAAUCGCAGUACUGUUGUGACUGGCUGCCCGUAGUCCGAUGGUACGAAUUUAUUUAUUUAACAUUUUUGGGAGUUUGCCAUACUUUUAUUUUCACCUGCGGUGGUUCACCCCGUCGCUCAUCCGUCGCAUACGCUUGCACGCGCGGGAAAUACUAAAACAAGUUUCGCAACCGAAGUGAAGCAAUAGUCGCUGCAAUAACUGUACUGUCUCCAAAGUCCACAAUGUAUUAGGAUAAGAGCUAUCGGUGCUUCUCCCACUGGCUGUUAGUCAUUGCGUUUAAAUGUUGGUUGUGUUUUAAAUUGCAGAUGCAGAUAUUUCGACUUUAAGAAUCAAGAAUGAAGACAUCCUACCCAGGAUCGAUAGAAAUAGGGGUAAGCUAAAAGGGAGGGCCAAGUAUUGUACACAAAAGAAAACCCAUUGUUUUGCUAUCGACAUAGAAAGUGCUCUUGGAACGGACAAAUAAUGGUCCGAUCCGAAAGGCCAACAGCAACGUGCUAUUAUUAUCAAGAGUAAGAUACCAACUUUCUUUCUUUGUAUAAAAAUAAAGGUUCAUAAAGUUCAGCUUAAAGCAAA
Anopheles coustani is the source of this 2317-nucleotide messenger RNA. RefSeq lists its product as uncharacterized. Bases 286 to 1353 code for a protein of 355 amino acids. NCBI's taxonomy places the organism in Eukaryota, Metazoa, Arthropoda, Insecta, Diptera, Culicidae. The record is from RefSeq and is a predicted model, not a curated record. The transcript is spliced from 5 exons. Gene Ontology annotation, cellular component: cytoplasmic side of lysosomal membrane; synaptic vesicle membrane; BORC complex. Gene Ontology annotation, biological process: organelle transport along microtubule; positive regulation of anterograde synaptic vesicle transport; lysosome localization.